Messenger RNA from Plutella xylostella (diamondback moth), 2070 nucleotides. The record is from RefSeq and is a predicted model, not a curated record. Lineage: Eukaryota; Metazoa; Arthropoda; Insecta; Lepidoptera; Plutellidae.
AUAUAUGUGGGAUGUGAGAAUGGAACGUUACGACUGAGUAGAAAGGAACGUAAGGUGAGUGAGUGAAAGGACCGGAAGAGCGAGACAGAAUGAAGGAGACGAAAAAAAGAUGGAAGACUGAUUAGGCGCGUUGCUAUUUAAUAAAAUUUGAAAAAGAGUUAAAAUAAAGCUUCGGUACUUAAACUGUAUCCAAAAGUGUUUGUAAUUGACCACCAAUCCCACAAAUUUUGGGGGCUCGUCCGGGAUUUGGUCAAAAACAGAAAAACGACGGACGACGCAACGACGAAGCACGUGCCCUAACCAACAAGACGAAGACGAAAAUUUUUCAUUUUGUGUUUUUACGACGACAAAACCAAAAUGACCGGCAGAGAAAGGACGACCACGACGACGACCACCACGGAUCCGACGGCUACGUACCUCGACGGGAUGUUGAGUCUGAAUAAAUUCGACGGCGAAGACGACACCUACUCGUCGACAAAAUGGGCCGAGGACAUCGAAGACAACUCUGAAAUAUUCAGUUGGACGCCGCAACAAAAACUUAUUAUAGCCAGAAGAUCACUAUCAGGUACCGCAGCACUGUGGCUAAAGACAGAGAAAGUUUUCAAGACGUUUGAGGAACUGAAGACGGCCCUCCAAAAGGAAUUCCCCGACAGCAUUAACACCAAAGAAAUGCAUGAGUUAAUGUCAGCUCGUAAGAAGCAGCCCAGUGAGACCUAUCACCAGUACAUGCUCGUCAUGAAAGAAAUGGGUAAGAGAGCAAAGUUCCCUGAUUAUGUAUCAAUACAAUACAUAAUAGAAGGCAUCAAGGACGCGGAGGUGAAUAAAACAAUCUUGUACGGCUCUACGACGUAUCCUGUCCUGAAAGAAAAACUUAAACUAUACGAGCAGAUGAAGGAAAAGGCGGCAACAGCGGCAGCAUCUUCAAGAGAGACGACGACGAGCGAGCGGACAAGGAGGCAGCCUGCAGCAGUCCAGCCAUCCCAGAGAAGUCCUGCUAUAAGAUGCUUCAACUGUGGAGAAAUGAACCAUGCAUCGCGAGAGUGUCCAUAUAAGAAUCGUGGCAUGAAGUGCUUCAAGUGCAAUGAGUUCGGCCAUAUUUCGUCGGCGUGCGGUCAUUCAACAUGGCAUCAAACUCAACCGAACUUCCGGCGGCGGGAAUCACAAUUUCCAGCGCAAGUUGGUCAAGUUGGCAGCACUGGAGGCGAGAGACCCGAGCGACAUCUGGCGGCGUCACAGGACAUACGGAAACGCGCCAUGUUUACGAAGGAAGCGGACAUGACAUUGACAGAUUUGACAGAUGAAGACCAAAGACUACAAUUUCAAGACGUAAACAAACAAGCAUGGAAGUCGAACGACAACAAACCGACGAAAAAGUUGAAAAUAAACGAUGAAUGGUUCGAAGUAUUAAUCGACACGGGUGCAGAAGUAAAUCUCAUGACGGAAGACGCAUACAAGAAGAUAGGAAGCCCUGAAUUAACCUGCGAAAAGUUAUUGUUGUGUGGACUUGGACUUGUAAACAUUCAAAGUCGUGGAAAAGUUUUAAUCAAUGUUUCUAUGGAUGGACAGUAUUAUAGUGUUACUUUUCAUGUUAUGCCGAAUGAAAGUAUGCCGUAUGAUGUGAUAAUUGGGCAAGAGUUUUUGAAAGAUGUGACUUUGGUGAUGAAUGAGGGAAGUGUGUUUUUCUGUUCGAAAGGAGAAGAAUGGUUGGGUAAAAUAAUGUGUGUUUCUCCUGUUAUAGAUACAAUUGGCUGCCAUGAGUAUGAACAAGAGUUGUUGGACAUAGUGGACCAGUAUAACCCUAAACAAAUCAAGGAUGUGCCACUACAUCUUAAAAUUGUUUUGAAGGAUGACAUUCCAGUGACUCAACGACCAAGGAGAUUGUCAUUGGCCGAGCAGAAACUAGUGGAACAACAGGUAACAGAAUGGUUACAAGACGGUAUCAUUCAGCUUCUGAUGAGAAAGAGGGUAUCGAAAGACUUAAAGAAGUACUAGCUGUAGCCGAGGAGUAUGGACUCCAAAUCAACUGGAAGAAGGCAAAGCUGUUAUGCCGUGAAGUGGAGUAUCUCGGUC